CGCAGGGCGGUGGAGGAGCUCGACAAGAGGCGAAACAGCGUCGGUGCAUUGAGGCUUUCAUGCGGGCGGCUUCUCAUACCAAGUGCCGACACGGCUACAGCCGCCACAAAGUAACACCACAAACCUAACCCCCUUACACCCUACCUCCCUCCUUAGCUUGCGCAUUAGUCGCAGAUGGAGCCACCGCCGGCGCCGGCUGCGAGGCCACCGUCGUCUUUCCCCGCCCUGGCCCUCCUGCCAGACAAGCAGCAGUGGGGAUUCGAGGCGCCCUCCAAGCGCAUCCACGACGGGCCCGACGUCGCCCGCUUCCUGACCUCAAAGGCCUACCGCGACAUCUGCGUCUUCGUCCUGCAGCUCAACCGCGCCCUGUGCCCGCGCCGCAGGACGGAUGCCGCGACCGCAGUGGCGGCGGCAGCAGCCGGCAGCGGGGCUGGCGCCCUCAGCAGGCCGGCAGCCGCGGCGGCGGCGACGACCAGCUUUACGCUCGCCUCGCACCGCGACGACCCGCCGUCGGUGCGUCGCCUCCAGGCGCUGCUAGACAAGGUUGACGCCAUGGUCGACGACGCCCCGCCCGACCCGGGCCCGAGGCGGUUCGGCAACGUCGCGUUCCGCUCGUGGCACAGGCUGCUGGGCGAGAGGGCCGACGCGCUGCUGGACGAGGCGCUGGCCCCGGAGGUGCUGGGCUUCGGUGGCGGCGGGGGUGGUGACACCAAGGUUGAGGAAGAGAGUGGUAGUGUCGCCCUGGCCGUGUCCGCCAAAGAGGAGCUCAAGGCCUACUUCCUCGGCGGCUUCGGAAGCUCGCAGAGGCUCGACUACGGCACGGGCCACGAGCUGAGCUUCGUCGCGUUCCUGGGUGGGCUCUGGAAGCUAGGCGCCUUUGCGGACGCAGCGAACUCGCAGCCGGGAGAUGCUGAGAGGAGCAUUGUGCUCGGAGUCAUUGAGCCAUACCUCAAAGUGAUCCGAAAGCUGAUCCUCACUUACACCCUGGAGCCAGCCGGCUCUCAUGGAGUCUGGGGGCUGGACGACCACUCUUUCGUCCCCUACAUUUUUGGAUCCGCGCAACUGACCCGGCCCAUUGACGAGUCGGAACAGAUGCCGCUCGAGGGCUCCAUGCCCCGCGCGCCAAAACCAAGCGACAUUCUCAAGCCCGAGACGGUCGAGGUGCAACGUGAGCUCAACAUGUACUUCUCGGCCGUUGGCUUCAUAAACGACGUCAAGAAGGGCCCCUUUUGGGAACACAGUCCCAUCCUGUUUGACGUCUCGGGUAUCAAGGAUGGCUGGGGCAAGAUCAACAAGGGCAUGAUCAAGAUGUUCAACGCCGAGGUUCUCUCAAAGUUCCCUGUCGUCCAGCACUUCCCCUUCGGCUCACUCUUCUCGUGGGACGCGGACCCGCACGCGCCACUGCCGACAGCCAGCGUGCACAUGCAGAACCAGCCACCCGUCACGGCGCAUGGGGCGACGCGCGCCAUGCCGCCGCAGUCGAUGAUACCACCGAUUGGCGGGGCGGGCGCCGCGGCGCCGUGGGCGCAUGCGGCCGCCAGUCGCGUGCCGGGAGGGAUGGGAAUACCUUCAGUGGCUGGCGGUAGACCACCGCCUCCAGACCCUGUGGAGAGACAGGUGCCAAGGGUCUCCGCCAUGGUUGCGCGGGAGGACAUUACGGCUGAGCAGUUCAAGGCUACCAAGGCGCCAUGGGCUUAAGGUCUCUGGUAGAAGCGGGGGUACUAGGUGGUUUGCGAUGUACUUUUGGUAUGGCUAUCGUUUCAGGGAAGGAAGGGAACCGAGGCCCGGCGAAUCGAGAGCACUGUAGAGUCGAGUAGACAGAUACCCGGUGAUACGUGGAUCAGGCACGUUAAAGGAAAAGAGAAUUGCGUAAACGGCUAUCAAUUGAUCUACGAGUGUCUCUGAAUGCCAACGUCUUUCCGUUGGUCUUUUGGUAUCUCUGAAUUUCGGAAUCAUAACGGAUAAUGGCAUAAAGUCAUGAGGUCAAAAUGUCUCUUUCUACCCGUUCCGUCUUCC
This is a messenger RNA of Gaeumannomyces tritici R3-111a-1, 2016 nucleotides long. Its product is annotated as serine/threonine-protein phosphatase 2A activator 1. Lineage: Eukaryota; Fungi; Ascomycota; Sordariomycetes; Magnaporthales; Magnaporthaceae. The coding region runs from base 175 to 1698 and encodes 507 amino acids. Gene Ontology annotation, cellular component: cytoplasm; protein phosphatase type 2A complex; nucleus. Gene Ontology annotation, molecular function: peptidyl-prolyl cis-trans isomerase activity; protein tyrosine phosphatase activator activity. The record is from RefSeq and is a predicted model, not a curated record. Gene Ontology annotation, biological process: mitotic spindle organization. The transcript has 2 exons.